Molecule: messenger RNA, 2498 nt
Organism: Magallana angulata
Lineage: Eukaryota; Metazoa; Mollusca; Bivalvia; Ostreida; Ostreidae
Product: homeobox protein HMX3-B-like
Exons: 2
Coding region: 320-1270 (316 amino acids)
Biological process (GO): regulation of transcription by RNA polymerase II
Cellular component (GO): nucleus
Molecular function (GO): RNA polymerase II transcription regulatory region sequence-specific DNA binding; DNA-binding transcription factor activity, RNA polymerase II-specific
Source: RefSeq, a predicted model, not a curated record
CAUAUAGUAUUGAGUGAACAAUAACAAGUCAACAUUAAGGGUUUUAUCAUUUUGAAAAACAGAUUGUCGUUUGCAAUUCUUUGCGAGAUACUGUUGUAUUUUUUUUUCUCGCGGUAUGAAGAGCAAUUAGAUAAGAAAUUGAUCUAAUAUUGCAGAAAUUUGACAAAUAUCUUGUUUAGAAAGUGGAGAAAGGAAUCGGUAUUCACUAAUAGUUGACAAACGGUUGAACUUUAAAAAAACCGAAACUUGUGUGAAUAAUCUAACGAAAAGAAAAACUUUUAAUAACACAAAACAAACGAGGAAAAAGAAAUCUUCAAAAAUGGCUAGCGAGGACAGAAAUUCCACCUCAGCCAAUUCGUUACAGAAUGGGAAAUCCUUCUCAAUCAGCAGCAUUUUGGCUAAAGAAACAGAACAGAAAGAAAUGACAGAAAGUAAAGAUAGUGACCAGCCAGCAGUGGUCUCAAAGAUUGGUUUCCCGUCCCUGGACGCCAGCAAGCUAUUUUCCCUGAGACCGGAGGGUGCGUCCAGUUUUCCUGUGUCUCCCUUAUCCUCACUGCCUGCAUGGUACCAGUGGUACACCGCGGGACACCAGUUCCUUCAGCAGCUUCACCACGAGAAAUUAUCACAAACUAACAGUCUUGUCAACAAGCUACAUUUGCAGCCAAAAGAUUUGUCACCAAUAUUCAGGAACUCGCUCGCUAACUGUCACAAUUCAGAGUCUGCCAGUAAAGAUUCGAACGAGACAUGUAUUUCUCCCCGGUCGAGGUCUUCUUCGCCGGAAGCCGAGCUUUCUGACUCGAAAUCAGACGACGAAAACACAAAUGCUAUUUCAAUCGAAUCGAACUUGAGUGACAGCCAAGACGAGGACCGGAAAAAUAGAAGAAAGAAAAAGACCAGAACAGUUUUUUCCCGAAGUCAAGUAUUUCAGUUGGAGAGCACAUUCGACAUGAAACGUUACCUGUCGAGUUCAGAGAGAGCUGGUCUUGCGGCAUCAUUGCAGCUCACAGAGACCCAGGUUAAAAUUUGGUUUCAAAACAGGCGGAACAAGUGGAAAAGACAGUUGGCCGCAGAGUUAGAAGCAGCGAAUAUGUCGCAGAUCGCAGCGGGGCAUCGGUUGGUCAGAGUCCCUAUUCUUUACCACGACACCCCUGGUCAUAACAACUCACAGGAAGUCAACACGUCUCUCGCGCAUGCGAACUACAGAGACCCACUCUACCUGGCUUCCGCCGGAUAUUCAUCGUUAUCACAGGUUAGAUCUGCAAUCGUUUGAGAGACAUAUCGGACCUCACCCUUUUUGAAAUCUUUUCGCGCGAGAGCUCGAAGCUGUCGUGGCAUCAAAGUGGCCAUGUUGUAAUUAAUUUAAUAGUGCUUGAAGUCAGCAACUCUCAGUUUAGUAGAGUUGUUUGGUUAAUAAUAUACAAAAUAUCAUUACCUGUAUUGUGAAAUUCUUUGAUAACAGCUACAACGAAAUGUGAUAGCUGUUUUAUUGACUGAUGCGCCAAAACAAUAAAGGUACUAUGUCAGCCACUUGACGUACAAGCGAGGGACACAAAAAUGUGAAGUUAUGACGAAGAGGCAGACAAUCCUAAUUUGGUGUAAUGUAACACUCCCUGUUCUGUUAUUAACAUUGAUCCUUGCAUGUUGUUUUAUGUUGAUUCUUAUUGCUUCCGUUGUAUCAUAUUGUUUCAUUGGUGCUCUGCUAUAUCCCUUACCAAUACUCAAUGUACAAUUUUCUUUCGUCUAUUUUAUAAACUUUUUAAUCGUUCAGAUAUAUUGAUACUCAGCUGUUACUCAAAUACAGGAAUCGUUUUUGCGAUAUAGGAGAAAUAUAAACUGUAUAUGUAUAUAUUUGAUAUUACUCAGUACGCUUGCUAGUUAUUAAAACUUACAUUGUAGAUUACAUUGGUACACAUUUAUGGAAUACUGUGCAUUUCUAAAAUUAAUGAUGAUAAUUCUUUUUAAAAUUUUGGCCUGAACCGUGCAGUAAAUUGAAAUAAAUAUUUUUGCAGAGUAUUUAUAAAUAUAUAAAUAUAGAUAAUAUUCGAUCUCAAAAAUAUUUCAUUAGGAUUUUAUUACCUACUUUUUAAUUUAUUUUAACCCCUAUAUUUAUCUUUACGUUUUUGUCUUUUAAGUGUCUAAAAUUUACUUUUUAUUAAAGGUUUUACAACUAUUACAACAUUAUGUUAACAACUAACUUUUCAUAUUCUAAAAAAUGGAGAGAAAAAAUAAUGUAACAACAGAGCAAAAUUUACCGCGUUCGUCAUUGGUCAUCCAAUUGAAUUCAUUGUCGAAUGAAAACUAUCCAGAAAAUUGUUACCUGCAAGAAACCUGAUAUUCCCGCGAAGACAAAAUGUUCAGUUCUUGAUACAAUUUCAUCGAUUGGGUUAUUUGUUUUGCCAAUAGCAUCUUGACACGCCAUGGCUUGUGCAAUGCUCUUCUAGUCUUUUUGUGUUGUUACUGUUGAUUUUAUUUUAAGAAAUAAAAUAUCAUAUCAAAUA